Molecule: messenger RNA, 1069 nt
Organism: Lycium ferocissimum
Lineage: Eukaryota; Viridiplantae; Streptophyta; Magnoliopsida; Solanales; Solanaceae
Product: eyes absent homolog
Exons: 5
Coding region: 36-959 (307 amino acids)
Biological process (GO): positive regulation of DNA repair; cell differentiation; multicellular organism development
Cellular component (GO): nucleus
Molecular function (GO): protein tyrosine phosphatase activity
Source: RefSeq, a predicted model, not a curated record
GUUAAAUUUCAUCAAUUGGUUUCUGCUGGAAUCAUAUGGAUCAGAAAAUGAAUGUAUAUAUUUGGGACAUGGAUGAAACCCUCAUAUUGCUAAAGUCUUUAAUAAAUGGCACAUAUGCUGAGGCGUUUGAUGGAUCCAAGAAUGUACAGAGCGGUGUAGAAAUUGGGAAGAUGUGGGAGAAUCAUAUUCUUCAGAUAUGUGAUGACCACUUUUUCUAUGAGCAGGUCGAAAAUUGCAAUAUGCCAUAUCUGGAUGUCAUGAAACAACAUGAUGAUGGUCGAGAUCUCACUGAUUAUGACUUCAAUAAAGAUGGCUUUGGUCCGCCAAGUGAUGAUCUUAACAAAAGGAAAUUAGCGUACCGUCAUCGGGCUGUAGCGCAUAAGUACAAAAAGGGGUUGCAUAGUAUUCUUGACCAAGACAUGAUUAAAUCAUGGAGCGAGCUUUAUGACGUCACUGAUAGUUAUACUGAUAUGUGGUUCUCGGCUGCUAGGGCUUGCUUGGAACAGUGUGCAGUUGGAAAUCGAGAUUUGGCCUCCUCUGUGGACUCAACUGUUGCUGCCAAUGAUGCAGGAGAUACUAAAUUCCAACAUGUGAAUAUCUUGGUGACUUCCGGAUCGUUGAUACCUAGCUUAGUUAAAUGCUUGCUCUUUCGCCUGGGUGAUUUAUUCCGUAGCGAAAAUGUUUACAGCUCAUGGGAAGUGGGCAAGCUCCGGUGCUUCUCAUGGAUAAAGGAGCGGUUCAAUGGGCCGAACGUGCAAUUUUGUGUUAUUGGGGAUGGAUGGGAAGAAUGUGAAGCAGCAGAAAGUAUGAAAUGGCCAUUUGUUAAAAUUGACCCACGGCCUAGCAGUUUUCAUCGGUUUCCGGGCUUAACACCAAAGGAUCUGGGCCACUACUUCUCUGUUGUGUAUGGUGAUUCUGAUGAAAAAGAUAAUGAUAAACUAGCUCCUUCUGGCAAUUGAUCAUGUAAAUAUGUAGCUUACUGAGAAACAUCAGUUCAUGUAUCAAUAGCUUUUUCACCAGGAUAGUCUGGCAUAAAAAGUUGAAGGUUCUUAAAAAGUUUUCAUUUGCA